AUGCAGGUCCCUCUUCGAGUCCCGGGGAAGCCCAACAACCACGAUCAGAACCGGAUACAGUUCACCAGCCCAAACCACAUCCCCAAGGACGCCGGGUUUCGAGUUCACAAAUAUACCAGCUCCCAAUUCGAGACGAAAGAGCUCAAAGCUCUCGUGGUCUCUGCUGAAAUCCAAGAUCGCAUAAAAACAUUGAAGAGGAAAAGGUUGAGAACCAGCCCUCCUAUUCCUGCGAGACCGGACGAGCAGUUGUUCCAGAGAAGAUUGCUCGUGUCGGAUUCCCGUCUGGAAAAUGGACACGAGCUUAGAAUCAGGACAGGGCUACCGUCUGCAGCUCGUACAACUCCUCCGGAAGAACAAUUUUUUGAUCGGGGACCUGCACGGCUUGCAGACCUGGAUCCAGAUAAGAAGGGGGACGCAUUUGAGCGAAUACAUCCUGAUGGCUGGGGCAAGAUCCUACCCAAGCAGUGGGUCGAAGAAGACUUUAGCGACGCUGAUAGCAAGGAUACCGAAGAGACACGAAGCGUGUAUAGUCAAGACAACGGCGAGGAGGAUAGACACAGAUGGGAUCCUCGUGAUUUGAGAACUCGACCGAAGACACAAAACCAACCAAUCAAGCUCGUGGAUAGCGUUGUGGCAUACCAUGUGCCCGAGGAGGAUGUGAGAAUCCAACAGUUCAAGAAUGGCUUCAACAUCGACGGAGAAAUAGUUUCGAGGCCAGAUGCUACAGCUCGACCACCGCUGGCCAUACUUGCAGACCGUCCCUGUUCUCCACGAGCAAGGCAACAUGCUCUACCACACGCGAAUAGCGACAGCAGAGAAACUCAAAGGUUCAGAUCAUUCCACAACUGUCGCACAACUCUUCGGGAUCUCCUUACGGAGAAUGAAGUCAAACCACCAGGGGAUCCGUGGCAGCUGCCAGGUCAGACUCAGCAGUUCUACCGAUACAAUGUUGACGGCAUCAUUGACGCUGACCUAGUCGGUGAACUUCGACAAUACGCUGGCGCAGGUCAUUCACAGGAUAUCAUGCCUGUUAUCAUGGCUGCUGACGACAGAAACAGAGCUCCGUCUCUUUCUCAGUUGGAACAAGCUCAAUCCCCGCUGAUACCGCUGCCGCUGAAGAUUAGACACCGGGAGACCAAGGAUCCGCGUGAAACAGUGUCAGAAUUCACAUCAGCGAGUGGUACCAAGUCCAAUCAGACCCAGACUGAGGCGGUACCUUCUCUUCCAACGGAUUCUUUCUGGAACAUUGACGCCCCGACAUACCAGUCGUCAAAUAGAGGCAAUGAGUUCAAGCAACCUAUCCGGACAGGCGCAGCUGAUUCACAGUCCGGACUGCGUUCUAUGCCGCUAGUUGAAACUUCACGGUCGUCGCCAUCUCCACGCUCUUCGUGGUCGUCUGUCGUCCUCCAGAGCGAGGCUCAGGAUGAGGAAAUGCCAACCGGUCCCCAUCGCGGUGCUGAGGAUCCCGAGAAUAAAGCCCCUGAUCGAGAAAGCCGUGCAUGUCUUUUCGAACAACAUGAAAGCGUCAAAACACCGGCUGCAGAGGUAGGAAGCCAGACAAUUACCCCUGUAUAUUACUUUGGUUCUCGCCAGUCGCCUGAACUCAAUGCCAAGCUUGAAGAUGGUGGGCUACUCGGUCUUGAUGUCCAUCUCUGGGACACUCGAAACCACAAGCCAGGCGCUAUCACCUCGCUCAAUUCACAAGACCACGAAGACUUGGAUGCAGACAGGGCUCUGAAGACUGAGAUCGAGGAUUUGCUCGACAUGUAUUUCCAACCAAGCGACCUUGACCAGAACGAGACGCUGAAUGAGCCCGAACACGAACCAGACCAGAAGAAGAGACAACAAUGUCGAUCACAGAACCAAAAUCCCGUCAUCGUCCAACAUUAUUCUGGCUGCUCUAUCAAGGACGAUUACCUUCCGGCGACGAUACACUCUACUGGAUCAGGACCACGCUUUGGUUUCGAUUCCAAUGUUCGAUCUGACUCCGGAUCCAAGUCGACUGCUACGAUUACUAGGUCGCCGCGAGAGCUGCAUCGAAUUGAAGAGCUUGACGACGACUACCAAACCCCUAGCAUACAGCAGCGCAGCCACCACAUCGCUGGGAAAGGCCUUGAGAGAGUGAGAACUGGCUCUAUUUCUAAUAGUCUCGAUUUGAGCCCGACCACCCCGAUCACUCUAUCCCCUCAAAGACGUCGAGCUAGAGAUAUCGACCCUGGCUCCAAUACAACCAGCAGGUCGCGGCACAGGGACAGGGAUUUGCGCGUCUUCGAUCACACAGAUCUCAAGAAUCCUGCUAUGGCCUGCACUGGUCGACCCGGUAUCGUCAACAACAGAUCCAAACCUUCUGAUGCGGCUGUCCCCAACUUUCCACAACCAGCAAAGGACUCCUCCACCCCUUUUGGCCCUACCUCGAGCUCCAGCUCGCCGUCCUCGCCGUCUUCACGCUCCGUGAUCCAUGCUUCUGCAGUCACACCGUAUAGGAACAGAGCGAAUGGUGCUAAGAUCACGUCCUUCCCAUCAGUGUCAGAGGAUCGUGUAGCUAGGCCGAUUAUGGUACCUGUUACAUUUCUGAACCGGGAUGGGCGUAAUUGGAUAUGA
Messenger RNA from Capronia coronata CBS 617.96, 2601 nucleotides. RefSeq lists its product as uncharacterized. The record is from RefSeq and is a predicted model, not a curated record. The coding region runs from base 1 to 2601 and encodes 866 amino acids. Lineage: Eukaryota; Fungi; Ascomycota; Eurotiomycetes; Chaetothyriales; Herpotrichiellaceae. The transcript is spliced from 2 exons.